AUGGCGGCGUCCACGUUGCGCUGGUUCUGUCCUGGAAGGCGUUUUGCUUUCGCCCGGGUUGGCUGCGGUUCUUACCACAGAAGAGGGCCUCCGACUGGGUCCACGUCCAACGGGAAAAAGGGGCAGAGCUCAGUGGCUCAGCAGCCCCACAUCACAGCCCAGAAGCCAAUAAAAGGUGAAUGUGAAUGGGCAGCUGUGGUAGGAUUGGAGAUUCAUGCCCAGAUUGCCUCCAACUCCAAACUCUUUUCUGGAUCUCAAGUCCGCUUUGCAGCUCCUCCCAAUUCUUUGGUAUCUUUUUUUGAUGCAUCUCUACCUGGAACUUUGCCGGUCCUCAACAGGCGGUGCGUGGAGGCGGCCGUGAUGACUGGCCUGGCCCUGGACUGUCACAUCAACAGGAAGUCCUUGUUUGACCGGAAGCACUACUUCUAUGCAGACCUCCCUGCGGGCUACCAGAUUACCCAGCAGAGGCUCCCGAUCGCUGUGAAUGGGAGCUUGGCGUACAGCGUCUGUGUGGGGAGGAAGCCAAGUCAGAUGGUCACCAGGACCGUGAGGGUGAAGCAGAUCCAGCUGGAGCAGGACAGCGGCAAAAGCCUGCAGGACGACCUGCGGUCCCAGACGCUCAUUGACCUGAACAGGGCAGGGAUCGGCCUCCUGGAAGUGGUCCUGGAGCCUGACAUGUCCUGUGGAGAAGAGGCGGCCACAGCUGUCAGGGAGCUGCAGCUGAUUCUUCAGGCCUUGGGGACCAGCCAGGCGAACAUGGCAGAGGGCCAGUUAAGAGUGGAUGCCAAUAUAUCUGUGCAUCGCCCUGGGGAGCCUUUGGGCGUUCGAACCGAAGUGAAGAAUCUCAACAGUGCCCGAUUUUUGGCCAAAGCUAUAGACUAUGAAAUUCAGAGGCAAAUCAAUGAACUCGAGAAUGGAGGUGAAAUUCUGAAUGAAACUCGCUCAUUUGAUUACAAGCUUGGGUGCACCGUGCCGAUGAGAGACAAAGAAGGAAAACAAGACUACAGGUUCAUGCCAGAGCCCAACCUGCCCCCGCUGCUGCUCUACGACUCCGGCUCCCUCCCCUCCGGCGCAGACCCGCAGCAGGUGAUCAACGUGGACCAGCUGAGGGCGCGGCUCCCCGAGCUGCCCCACGUGACCCGCGAGAGGCUCGUGCAAGAGUACGGGAUGCUGCCGCAGCACAGCUGCGCCCUGCUGAAUGAAGUUGGCCUACUGGAGUUCUUCCAACAUGUGAUCAAAGAAACUAGGGCAGAGCCAAAAAAAGUGACUAGUUGGGUCCUCAACACUUUUCUGGGCUUUUUAAAGCAACAGAACCUUGCCGUCAGUGAGAGUCCUGUCACGCCCUCCGCCCUGGCUGAGUUGCUGGACCUUCUGGACAGGAAGGCCAUCUCUUCAUCUGCAGCCAAGCAGGUGUUUGAGGAACUCUGGAGGAAUGAAGGCAAGACCCCAGCACAGAUCGUUGCCGAAAAGAAGCUGGAACUGCUGCAGGAUCCGGAGGCCCUGGAGCGGCUCUGCAGCUCCACGCUGGAGGCGCAUCCCGACGUGGUAAUGGAUCUAAAGAAGGGAAACCCCAGAGCUAUAAACAAACUGAUCGGGUUGGUCCGAAAAGCGACUCUGGGCCGAGCAGAUCCGACAGCGAUCAAGGAGGUGCUGGAGAGGCAGCUGUCGUCCUGA
Messenger RNA from Rangifer tarandus platyrhynchus (Svalbard reindeer), 1674 nucleotides. The record is from the annotation of a GenBank genome assembly. NCBI's taxonomy places the organism in Eukaryota, Metazoa, Chordata, Mammalia, Artiodactyla, Cervidae.